GUAACGACAGCUCUGAUUGGCCAAUUGAUUGUGCAUUUCUCGAUCGCGAAGCUUCGAUUCACAGACUGAAAAUACAUCUGCGAAUUAAAAUUAAAAGAAUGGCAGAAACGACUCAGAUACCAGCGGUGAAGUGGGCUCAGAGAAAUGAUCGCAUUUUACUAGAGAUAAUGGUACAGGAUCAUAGUAAUGUCAACACCAAUGCGGAUUCACAAAAGCUCAGUUUUACCUGUCAAGGACAAGGCUCUGUGAAUUAUGCAAUAGACAUUGUAUUUUUUGAAGAGAUCGACCCAGAGAAAACAAAGUCGAAACUCGCAAGACAUAUAGAACUUGAAAUAUUUAGGAAAACACCUGGGAGCUACUGGCCAAGGUUACUCAAAGACAAGAUGAAGCAACAUUGGCUGUCAGUUGAUUUUAAUAAGUGGAAAGAUGAAGAUGAUUCAGAUGAUGAAUUAGGAGGAGGAGGAGGAGGAGGUGGAGGAGAUGAGCGAGGUCUAAAUGAGAUGCUGGCAAACAUGGGUGGAAUGGGCGGCAUGGGUGGAAUGGGCGGCAUGGGCGGCAUGGGUGGAAUGGGCGGCAUGGGUGGAAUGGGCGGUAUGGGUGGAAUGGGCGGUAUGGCAGGAAUGGGCGGUAUGGCAGGAAUGGGAGGAGCAGGUAUGGCCGAUUUAAUGGGUGGUCUAGGAGGAGGAGGAGGAGGAGGAGCUGAACCAGACCUUGGGGAUGAAGAUGACAGUGAUGAUGAACCAAUUCCAGAUCUUGAGGAAUCAGAAGGAAAGGAUUCGGAAGUCAGAUCUGAAUAAGAGUAAAAAUGGUUUCCAUCUUUUCAAAACAAAAGAACAUUGCAAGGAUUCAAGAAAGCUGAUGUAGGGACAUGAAGCAGCAGCAAGUUAUUAAUCACUACCACCUUUACACCUGCUAGUGUUGUAUGCAUUCCACUGCAAACCAGAUUUGAUAUACCACAGGAAUCCACAAUGAAAAACAGAAAUAUGAUAAUGACCAUGAUAAUUGUUCUCUUUUUUUUUUAGUUUUGUUUCUACAUUUUUUUAAUCUCGUGUGGUAAGUUUCAUUAUGUGUAUCUUUGAAAAAGAUUGAAAGCAUGCAGUAUGAAUUUGUUCCAUUCAUUUUUGUCUCACCUGCAUAGCAGAGUGAGACUAUAGGCGCCGCUUUUCCGACGGCGGCGGCAACAACAUCAAAUCUUAACCGAAGGUUUAGUUUUUGAAAUGACAGCAUAACUUCGAGAGUAUAUGGACCUAGUUCAUGGAACCUGGACAUAAGGUUGAUCAAGUAUUACUAAACAUUCUGGCCGAGUUUCAGGUCACAUGACCAAGGUCAAAGGUCAUUUAGGGUCAGUGAACUUAUACCAUGUUUAGGGAGUCAAUAUCAAAAUCUUAACCGAAGGUUAAGUUUUUGAAAUGUCAUAAUUAUGAAAGUAUAUAGACCAAGUUCAUGAAACUUAGACAUAAGGGAAAUCAAGUAUUACUGAACAUCCUGCUUGAGUUUCACGUCACAUGACCAAGGUCAUUUAGGGUCAAUGAACUUUGGCCAAGUUUGGGGUAUUUGUUGAAUUGCCAUCAUAACUUUGAAAUUUUAUGGAUCCCGUUCAUAUAACUUGGAUGUAUAAGUAAUCAAGUAUCACUUAAUAUCCUGUGCAAGUUUCAGGUCACAUGACCAUGUUCAAAGGUCAUUUGAUGUCAAUGAACUUUGGCCAAGUUGGGGGUAUUUGUUGAAUUACCAUCAUAACUUUGAAAUUGUAUUGGUCUAGUUCAUACAACUUACACAUACGAGUAAUCAAGUAUCACUGUACAUCCUGUGCAAGUUUCAGGUCACAUGACCAAGGUCAAAGGUCAAUGAACUUUGGCCAUGUUGGAGGUAAUUAUUAAAUUGCUGUCAUAACUUUCAAAGUUUAUAGAUGUAGUUUAUGACUUGUGGAUAGAUGAGUAAUCAAGUAUCACUGACAAGUCUUAGGUUGCAUGAUCAAGGUCAAAUUUCAUUUAGGGUCAAUUAAUUUAGUAUCGUAUCAUUGAAUGGUAUUUUUUGUGAAUAAUUAUUUUAUAUUAGUUUUCAAAGUCAGCACAGCUGCUAUAUUGAAUGGCGUUAUGCAAGUGAGACUACCAGAGGCGCUCCACUUGUUAGCAGAAUUCAUGUCGUGUAUAAACCCAGCAAUAUGACUGUAUAAAGAAUAAGAAAAGAGUUGGGGUUGGGGGAUGUAACAAGGGAAUGACAUACACAUAGCGGAUGUUGCAAGAAGAUCAUUUUCAAGGAAACCUUAUUUGUCUCUGCAGCUUAGAUUUCAACUAUCUUACUUCAUAGAGUUUUUAGCCUUUAAUUUGUCUCACUUAAGUGAUAAUUAGACCAUCGACUUGUUUCGGAUAUCUUUUAGCAAAAUGGAUACUGCUAAAUUCUUGCAUAGAUAUUUCAGAAUUUUGUUGUUGUUGUUGACUUACUGAAUAUUGUUAUCCAUAUGACAGACAUAUUUUUUUCUUUGAUAACAGUAUUGAAAACAAAAGUAUGCCAUGAUUCAAAUUGAAAAUAGUAAAAUUGUUUUGACAACUUAAAGAAAUAGUGUUUUUUUUCUUCAAAUUUUCCCCAUACAUCUCAUUAUACUUCUGGCUUAUCCACACAGACCAAAAUAGGAGCAUUUGAUACUUCAACAAACUAUUUCUACCAAUAGUCUCAUUGACUAAAUUAAUCAAAUAUGCUGCAUGCAAGUAUCAUCUCUUCAAAAAUCUUUUCCUAACAGAGGAAAAUGCAUAUCAUUGAAGAGAAAGAUAGUAAGAAAUUUUAUAGGAAAUGAAGGAAUUUGAGGGAUCUAUUAUCUUGCAGAUAUGUACAGUAGUUUGUGUUUUGAGGCUCAGUUCUUAACUCGAAAAUUGGAUCAAUGUUGGUAUUCAUAAUUAGUAAGAAGGGAAGGUACUGUAAGAAUACCAUAAUUUUCUUCACUGCUUGCGAAUAUGUUGAAUACCCACUAUUUUAAAAAUUUACAUGUGUCUCUAUAUAUGUUAGCAAUUAUUAUUUUUGUAUAUUUUCUAUUGCCUACUACAAUUUUAAUACAGACUACUACUGAUAAUAUCCUUUCAUGUAGAAAAUUUUGUUAGAAAUUUAAUUAUGACCUGUAAAGCCCUUCGGGCCUUUAUUUUUGUGUCAAGAAAACUUUUCAUUUUAUUGAUUAAUUAAUCAUCAGUUCCAUCAUUUGACUUUGAAUUAAACCAAAGCUUAAUAAUCCUGUUUGUUUUUUUCGGUCAAGUUAAAGUUAUUAGAAGCAUGUUAUUCAUAUGCAAGGAUAUGCAAGUAUUGGGGCACAAUAACAUUGAAGAUUUUGUUUAAUUUAUUAACUUAAUAUGACCUAGACCUGUAGGGCAACCUACCAAAAUUCUGGGAUGUACAUUUCUGGGGGAACCCUGCUUAGCAUCUGUACUACACAGCAAGAAUACCAGCGUUUAUUAGCCCAUCUUCUAUCUAUGACAACACCAGGUCCCAGUCUUACAAAGAGUUGCGAUUGAUCCGAUCAACCUCGGCUUUAUGGAAAUCCAUCUAUGUCAUAAUUUCUACUACAGGAAAUUUGCACAAUGUCUUUUGUAAAUAAAGAGAAGCACACUGAAUUUUCAAGAAAACAACGAAUGUAUAAAUCUACAUCAUAUCUGGAAAAUAUUUUGAUCAAAUAGGCAUUGUAAAUUUUGGUGUUGCUGGCUUUCCAUAGUUGUGGUUGAUCAGAUCAAUCGCAACUUUUUGUAAGACGGGGCCGAAGACGCUGUAACAUAAAGCUAAGUGAUUGUCAUGGGAUAGAUUUCUACAAUCGAUUGCAUUGAUUAUUAGCCUCAUGAAUAAUCACUUUGCUUUAUGUUACGGGGGGCCCAAGAGAAAUAGUAAAGCAACACCAGUUUAGAAUCUAACCAAUGUUAUUUGAACACUGAUUGCAGCUUUCAUGGGACUUGAUUAUUAUAUGCUGACACCAGACUUUGUGAAAGCAUUGGUAAAUCUGGUAGCAGAGACAUCUUUUGGGGCAAGCAAACUCAGCGAGAAAUUCUCUGGUCAAGUCUUCUUAGUCUUUGUGGCAACUGUCGGGCCAUUGAAAGUGAGAUGAUGAUUGUACCGCUCAUUUUCCAUAGGCAAUACACAUAUUGUCUGCUAGUCAUAAAUCUUUUCCUACCAUGGUUUGACUGUGAUUUAUAUCCGAUUGGUGUCAAAUUCCACAUGAAAACAGACGACAAUCCCCCUUCUUGGUAGGCCUGAAGCCAAAUUGAUUUUGUGUCAUAUUUAACUCCCAGGCCGGUGUUAAAUUAAAACCUGAGUUUUUGUAUUGUUAUUUUAUCAAAAUGCCCAUUUAUCAAAGUUGUUAAUUCAGACAAAUUAAAUUGUUAGUAUCAUACAGUUUUGUGACCCUUAAUGACAAUGAUUGACUGUUAUGUUAUUUGGGUGGUAUAUUUUGACCUAAUGUCCUAUGACUAACAAUUGAUUGUAAAUGUUAUACAUGGGUUGACAACUCUCUAUAGACAAACAGUUUUAAAGUAAAAUUUUAAAGAUUGUGCAAGUAUCUACAGGUCUCUGUUUUCGCAAGAAAGAAAUAUCUGGUGGGCAUUUCAUAAAGCUGUUCGGAAGUUACAAAUGACUUUACGAACGACUGAUGAUCCUUUCUUAGGCGCUAAAUCAAUAUCACUAAAGAUUUGGUUAUGUAAAUGCCAAAAGAAAGUCGUUCGUAAUGUCACUCUUAGCUUACGAACAGCUUUAUGAAACAUCCACCUGGACCUUGAACCAAUAUUGAAUGUCUAACUCAGAAAAGAUGGAAAAGUAUCUCAUGGAUUUUAAUUAGUAUCAACCAUCACUAAAAUAUAUUUUAGUGAUGUAUUUUAUCAGCCUGUUCAUUUGUCAGAAAACUAUGGACGUAGAAGGUUCAGUAAUCUCAAUGCCUUUGAUAAAUAUUUGUGCGUUACUCAAUGUAGAUCAUAUUGACCUGUGCUUUGAAACCAUUGAUAAACUAUGCUUUGAAUCUGUUCAUUGAUAGUGAUACAUACAAGUGUCAAACAUUAGAAUUGACCUGUGCUUUGAAACCAUUGAUAAACUAUGUGUUGAAUCUGUUCAUUGAUAGUGAUACAUACAAGUGUCAAACAGUAGAAUUGAUUACUUCUGGCGGGGUCAAAGAUGAUUGCAAAUAAUUUUCUUGACCAAUAAUUCAUCAAGGGUCUUAAAAUCAUUCAGGAAAAAUUUAAUAUUUGUCAUUGACUUAUUAUGUGGCAUUCUUCUAACCAUUUCUUGCAGAUAGAGUUGUGACAUAUUUCAGUACUUUAUUAAAUUUUCGUACGUAACUAGCAUAGUAGACCCCUAUGAUAAAUAUUACCCCUUCAUCAUGUAUUGUAGCGCAUGAAAUAAAAAGAUAAUGGAGAAAAUGAUGGCAUGCAAUAACAUAACAUGCAACCAUGCAAUGAAUAUGUUAACCAAAUUGUAUAAAUUUGUGUUUUUGAGGGUUUGUAGGUGUAUAUGUGUUCCACUGAUACCCUCUUACUGUGGAAUGUGGCUUUGUUUUCUGAAAAUGAAACAAUGUAAUUGUGAACUUUCCAAACAUAA
Molecule: messenger RNA, 5556 nt
Organism: Lytechinus pictus (painted urchin)
Lineage: Eukaryota; Metazoa; Echinodermata; Echinoidea; Temnopleuroida; Toxopneustidae
Exons: 7
Coding region: 99-797 (232 amino acids)
Biological process (GO): protein folding; chaperone-mediated protein complex assembly
Cellular component (GO): nucleus; cytosol
Molecular function (GO): protein-folding chaperone binding; Hsp90 protein binding
Source: RefSeq, a predicted model, not a curated record